Molecule: messenger RNA, 369 nt
Organism: Penicillium diatomitis
Lineage: Eukaryota; Fungi; Ascomycota; Eurotiomycetes; Eurotiales; Aspergillaceae
Product: serine palmitoyltransferase small subunit family protein
Exons: 2
Coding region: 1-369 (122 amino acids)
Source: RefSeq, a predicted model, not a curated record
AUGUCCUCUCUUCUUUGGCUUUUGACCACCCUGGUGCGCUGGGUGCGCCUGAAGAUUUACCAGUAUGAGGUGACUUUUGCCAUCUACAUGCUGACCCCGGCCGAGAAAUUCAUUUUCAAUUCCCUUCUUCUCACAUUGGUCACUAUGAUCGCCACCGGUAUCUACAUCUAUCUCCCCGACCAUUUGCGAGCCAUCUAUGGUCACCUCUAUUAUUACUGGGUGGGCGAGAGACCCUUCAUUGCAACUCGUCUUUCGACAUCGGCCGGGUCAGCACUGGCAGACGUUGCCACACAGAGCCUCGACAUUGUCUUCGAGACGGCCAAGACUGCCGUUGCGGCCUCGACAACGGAGGCCCUCGGCGAGUUGUGA